UCCUUGUUCCUGGUGCAAGGCUCCUAAAUUCCAAACUAUAGUUCCGUGCUUCCGUUUCCUAGUGGUUUUGUCCACAAGUGGAACUAUGCAGAAGUGUGAAGAAAACAAGCAGUCAGGUAGCAGUGUAGCACUUGUCUUCUACGGCACUACCACAAUCCAUCACCAGCGCCACCUUCCCAGCUCCCAAGUCCCAAGUAGCCGCAAUAAUGGUAAUCACGGCUCUGCAGCUUCUCCCUCCAAUCCUUGGCCUUCCGGCGACGGCGAGAAAUGGCUACGCCGUCAGAAGGCCACGGAUGAUGACUGUGACUUGCUGCAGGCACAACCAGGCAACCACUGUACAUGAAUCAAGGCUAACAAGCAGUUUAUCCCGUAGAGAUGCACUGUCAUACAUGUCGUCUGCGUUCAUAGCAACGCUUCUGGUGGCUGGUCCUGCAGAAGCAAGAACCUCCAGGCAAGAGAACAAGAGAAAAGUAAGGGAGAAGCUGGAGAAGCUCCGGGAGAAGGCACUAGGCCCAGAUGAUAAAAAUGGAGCCAUCCGUAAGAAGGAAUCUUUGGCGAACUUGUUGAUUCCUCCUAAAUUGGUCGAGGCUACCAUUUGAAAAGCCAUUGUAUCGAUGUGAACUUAUAUUCAGACGUUAAGGAACAAUAAUAUGGAAGUCUGAAUAUAUGGUGCUCCUCUGAACUGUUGUUGCCAACUCGCCAUCACUCGUGUAUGAAAUAUGAUACUAGUUGGGAUCUCAAUCCAAAUUAAAUUAUGCCUUUUCUAUA
This is a messenger RNA of Oryza sativa Japonica Group (Japanese rice), 768 nucleotides long. The record is from RefSeq and is a predicted model, not a curated record. Lineage: Eukaryota; Viridiplantae; Streptophyta; Magnoliopsida; Poales; Poaceae.